UGACGCAUAAAUGGGCAGGGUUUCGGGGUAUUCAACAGUGCGAUUAGGUGUACUUUCAGAAUAUUCACACACAAAGGUUAUUCUUAAAAGCAUAUAUUGUCGUCUCCUCAUUAGAGCAUCGAAAAUAAUGAAGGGACUACUGAAAUCGAAGAUCUGUCUGACACUGGCUGUCAUCUUCUUUCUCGCAGAUAAAGGACAUGGGGCUCCAGCAAAAGGCAGAUAUAUGUGGCUUAAAUGCAGUCCAGACGCCAAGAAUGCCAACUGUGAGACACAGCGGGGUCCCUGGAUGGACUUGCCCGGGCCUCCUGACAGACUCCCUUCAAUUGCCGUAAAGGAUAUAGUGCCAGAAGAGGCUGGCUCAGAGCCGGAGGAGCAGUCAGGCGAGGGUUCUGCCACAGGAAUCCUUUUAACUGAGCAGGGCUCUGGCGACCAGUUGGGCAGCACAGAUGUGGAUGGGAUUGACUACCCUGGCUUUGUCUUCCCACCGAAAAUGACCAUGGAUCAGGCUCUGCCUCCUGCUCAGGAAUUGAAAGAGGAUCACCUGAUCCUGUAGCCUGCCAGAAUGCUAAAUAUUGAAAUUGUGAUGUCAAUCCGGUUGUGUAAAAUGCAUUUUGCAACCUCUCAUGAUUCCAUGAGCUCCUUAAAACGGACUUUCCAUUUGAAUUAUUGUAUUUUCUGGUCAAUGCUAUCCGCAUCUUAUGAAAGUAGUAAUACCAUGCUAUUUGACCCAGGUAUUGAUGCUUGGCUGUGUAAGAUUGCAUUUAGGUAACUGAAUUGUGGGCAAUGUAAGUGGUUAUAGCAUCAUUUACACAGUUUAGUUAUUUCCCAUGGAACCAAAGAGAUCAAAUGAAUCGCUUUUUUGUGUGUUUUUAUUUUUAAUACCUGCCAAGAAUGUAAUUAAUUAGAUUUAACCAGUUGCCUUUAUUUUUGAGCUCAGCAAAUUAUAUUUUUCAUACGGUUUUAAAACGUGUGGUUUUAUGGGGGAUAUUGUGCUUUUAUUGUUUUCUUUUGCAAUUAAAUUUAUAAGAUACUA
Oncorhynchus keta (chum salmon) is the source of this 1033-nucleotide messenger RNA. RefSeq names its product serglycin-like. NCBI's taxonomy places the organism in Eukaryota, Metazoa, Chordata, Actinopteri, Salmoniformes, Salmonidae. The record is from RefSeq and is a predicted model, not a curated record. The coding region runs from base 11 to 553 and encodes 180 amino acids. The transcript is spliced from 3 exons.